UGGCAUCGUCGUUGGGGCGUAAUGAGACCUAGCAACAAUUUUCACAUAAUUCGUUUAUUCCUCAGGUAUAGGCCCAGAUUUUGCCUUGCUCGUAGUUCGUAUAUCAGGCAUAUAUCUUCAGUCAACAUCCAAGGAAAACUUUGGGAUGGCCACCCACGUGGCCACGUGCGGUCUGGCCGACUGCCGGCCGUCGCGAGCCCGCUGUCGCGGCCAUUUUCCGGCAAUGAGCCGGACGAGUCAUCCAGCCUGCUUGAUGAGGCAGACGAGCUGGACUCGGUCCGCGUCCACCUCUACCCAGACACUGAUGACCACGUGCUGAAGGCGCUGGCCAGGGUGUCGACGGCGGAGGAGGUGUUCGCCGCGCUGGGCGAUUCGCUCGAGCCGCGCCAUCUCUGUCAGGCCAUGGCGACACUGUGGGACGUGCACAAGCUGCAGAAGGGUCCAAGCCGGCCACCUGCAGACGACGUCCGCCGCCUGAAGACGGCCCUGCUGGAGCGGGCCGACGACUGCGACGACCUGGGCCUCGUCUGCUCACUCUACUGCCUGGGCCGGCUGGGCGCUCCCCGCUCGGACGCGACCGUGCGCCGGCUGUUCGAGUGUUCCCUGCGCCGGCUGCCCGACCUCCCGUUGGCCGCCUUCAGCCGGCUGGGGGCGAGCGUGCACCUGUGGCCGGUCUGGCCGCCGCGGCUCGUGCUGCCCUACCUGCGCGCCCUCACGGCGCACACGGCCGCCUGCGGCUCGUGGCACGAGCUCAGCCUGGUGACCACGGCCUUCGCCAGCGCGCGCCGCUACCUGUCGGCCGAGGCGGAGCGACGCUUCAUGUCGCUCGUGCACCGGUUCGCGCUGCACGUGGAUGCGCAGCCGGAGGACACGGCGGCGCUGCUGAAGCUGCUGCGCGUGCUGAAACCUUCCAUUCCCGGGGUUCUGGAGGAUGAGAACUCUCGGUGGACCUUCAUCCAUGACAUCGAGUUCGUCCAGCGCCUUCUGAACGACCUGCGACCCGUGCGUCCGGCCGAGCACCAGUCGCUGUGGGAUCUGGUGCCUCCGGGCUCAUUCAGCAGCACGUACCAAAGAGCGCACGUGGCGGCGUUCCUGGUGGCGUUCUGUCCGCGCCAGGUGCCGGCCGGCGUGGUGGCGCACCUGCAGCGACUGGCCGAGCGCGACCAGCUGACGGUCUCCGUUCUGCGCUGGCUCUCGAAGGCGGUCGGCAUCGGUCGGCUGCGGGUGCAGGGCGAACCCGAGCCGCCCGCCGACGAGUACCUGCACCAGCUGACGCAGCUGACGAUCGCGCUCAACGGCGUCACGCUCCGCCUCCUGCCGACACUGACAUCUGUCGACUCGGUCAUCUGGCUGGCCCAGAGUACCUUGCAGCGCCGCGGCGUGCUCCGCGGAGACGUGGCUGUGCUGGACGCCGUGGUGGCGCGCUUCAAUCAGCUGGUGUCAUCUCCUGAAUUGUGCACGGGCCAGCUGACCUCGCAGGCGGCCGAGGUGCUGGCCGGCUGUCUGGCCGGCGUGCUGUACCGGGACGCGGCCGCCCUGGACCACCUGUGCCGACACGUGGUGCAGCACCGGGAGCACGUGGCAGGCGUGGUGGCCGAGCGCGUGCUGUCGGCGGCCUUCAGCACCGGCUACUGGCCGUCCGACAGCCCGGCGUUCGAGGACUUCCUGGAGCAUCUACCGAUGCCGGCGGGACGCACCCUGCGGGCGUGCCAGGCGCUCUGUCUGUACGGCCAGCUGCCGGCCCACCUGGCCCGCACCGUGCUGGGCCAGGCCUUCCUCCACAAGACGGAGCGCCAGAUCAGGAACCUCUCCGAGCUGACCACCCUAGCUCGGGCGACGGCCGCCGAGGGGACCGGCUGA
Pollicipes pollicipes is the source of this 1860-nucleotide messenger RNA. RefSeq lists its product as uncharacterized. Bases 22 to 1860 code for a protein of 612 amino acids. The record is from RefSeq and is a predicted model, not a curated record. Lineage: Eukaryota; Metazoa; Arthropoda; Thecostraca; Pollicipedomorpha; Pollicipedidae. The transcript is spliced from 11 exons.